UUGGGACAGCUGUCUGGGUUUAGGCAGCGAUGACUCUAAUCCCAUUUAGCAGAGGGAAGAGCAGCGCAGGGUCGCUCUGCAGAGGUUUAGCCCUCAAGCGCAGAAGAGGAGGAAGAAGGGCAAAGCUUUUCUUUUCUUUCAGCAACAUGGGGAACACGAAGAGCAGCGCUUUGUCGAAGGAGCUCCUGGAAGAGCUGAAGUCCAACACCAAAUACUCAGAGGCCGAGCUCUGCACCUGGUACCAGUCCUUCCUGAAGGAGUGUCCCAGCGGGAAGAUCACCAAGGAGCAGUUUGAAGGCAUCUAUGCCAGCUUCUUCCCAGGCGCAGACCCCUCGGCGUACGCACGCCACGUCUUCAGGAGCUUCGACACCAAUGCAGACGGCACCCUGGACUUUAAGGAGUACAUCGUGGCGCUGCACCUCACCUCCGGAGGAAAGACUCUGCAGAAACUGGAGUGGGCCUUCGCCCUUUAUGACGUGGACGGAAACGGAACCAUUAGCAAAAACGAAAUUCAAGAGAUCGUUAGGUCCAUAUUCAACAUGAUCCCGGCCGACGACCAGAAGAACCUGCCCGACGACGAAAACACGCCGGAGAAGAGGGCCGAGAAAAUCUGGGCGUUUUUCGGGAAAAAGGAAAACGAUAAAAUCUCUGAGGGGGAAUUUAUUCAGGGUGUGAUGGACAACAAGGACAUCUUGCGCUUGAUACAGUACGAUGAGCCUCAGAAAAUAAAAGACAAGCUGAAGGAGAAGAAGCAUUAACACAAACAACUGACGUGUGUUUCAUGUAUUUCAUGUGAUUUUUUUUUUCUCU
This is a messenger RNA of Oryzias latipes (Japanese medaka), 810 nucleotides long. It is a transcript of the gene rcvrna, whose product is annotated as recoverin a. NCBI's taxonomy places the organism in Eukaryota, Metazoa, Chordata, Actinopteri, Beloniformes, Adrianichthyidae. Gene Ontology annotation, molecular function: calcium ion binding. The record is from RefSeq and is a predicted model, not a curated record.